AUGUUGUUUGAAAAUUUCCACAAUGUCAUAGAUGAUCUCACUGUGGGAUACCCAGUCCUUCCAAGUGAGAAACUAUAUAGCAGUCUUAAUAAUUUCUUGACAGGGUCGACUCUCUGGGUCCACUUUAAGAAGACCCAUGGAAUUGCCCAGGCCAUCAAGAGGCGCAUCUGGAAAGCUACCAAAUAUUUGAAAGAUGUCACUCUGCAGAAGCAAUGUGUGCCCUUCCCAUGUUACAAUGGUGGCAUUGGUACGUGUGCCCAGGCCAAACAGUGGGCUUGGACCCAGGGUCGGUGGCCCAAAAAGAGUGUGGAAUUUUUGCUGCACAUGCUUAAGAAUGCAGAGAGUAAUGCUGAACUUAAGGGUGUAGAUGUGGAUUCUCUGGUCAUUGAGCAUAUCCCGGUGAACAAAGCCCCCAAGAUGCGCCGCCGGACGUACAGAGCUCAUGGUCAGAUCAAGCCACACAUGGGCUCCCCCUGCCACGUGGAAAUGAUCCUGACUAAAAAGGAACACAUUGUUCUUCAACCAGAAGAGGAGGUUGCACAGAAGAAAAAGAUCCCCCAGAAGAAACUGAAGAACCACAAACUUACGGCUUGGGAAUAA
Molecule: messenger RNA, 600 nt
Organism: Echinops telfairi (small Madagascar hedgehog)
Lineage: Eukaryota; Metazoa; Chordata; Mammalia; Afrosoricida; Tenrecidae
Product: 60S ribosomal protein L17-like
Exons: 2
Coding region: 1-600 (199 amino acids)
Biological process (GO): cytoplasmic translation
Cellular component (GO): cytosolic large ribosomal subunit; ribosome
Molecular function (GO): structural constituent of ribosome
Source: RefSeq, a predicted model, not a curated record